Molecule: messenger RNA, 5636 nt
Organism: Odontomachus brunneus
Lineage: Eukaryota; Metazoa; Arthropoda; Insecta; Hymenoptera; Formicidae
Gene: trbl
Product: tribbles homolog 2
Exons: 4
Coding region: 1503-2570 (355 amino acids)
Biological process (GO): protein phosphorylation; regulation of MAP kinase activity; positive regulation of proteasomal ubiquitin-dependent protein catabolic process
Cellular component (GO): nucleus
Molecular function (GO): mitogen-activated protein kinase kinase binding; ATP binding; protein kinase activity
Source: RefSeq, a predicted model, not a curated record
GUGCUAUUAAAAUAUUUGCUAUGUUUCUAGCAAAAUUUACUAAGUUCCAUAGCAAGAUAGACUUUACUGAUAAUCUGUUCCUAAAGACUAUUAAAAACAUAGUAAAAUUGACGAGAAUUUAGAAGAAAAAAACUACAAUGUCUUCUCCGUGUAGGGAUGGUUGUACAACCGUUGAGUAAAAAUUAUUUAUGACUGAUGUACACGUUUAGAUCUGCUAAUCAUAUCUACCUCCAGAAGGUUGAUCGCGCAACUGUUGUGUUCACUGAACGCAGCACAACCACAAAGUGUGGGCGAGAAACCUUGUAGUGUUGUACGAAAGACCCGGUUUUUCUAGAGUGCCAAUGACUGAGGGGGAUGCCAAUGAUUGUGUGUGGUUGCCCAAUGCCGAUCUGCACACGCAGCGUCCAGUGAUGAAUUGAUCGCCAUGUUGCACAGCGGGCAAAAAGGCUCACUUUUUGGAUAAAAAUCUACUGACAGCGCAAUUCUUAACCGAUUUCAAAUUUUCUUUUUUUAAUUGCUCGUAAUGAAAUCCUCUAUAACGUGGAGCUGCACAUUUUUUAAAAAAAGUUUGAAUUCAAAAUGGCAGAUAAAAAAUGAUUGUCGAAAGUACUGAAAUGAUAUCGAAUGUGAUAUCUUACCUACAAUAUUGAAUAUAUUUACUCUAAGUUAAAUAUAUAUAUAUGCAUUUUUGAGACUGUAAAUAUGAAUAUAGCAAUUAAAAAAUUGUAAACUCAAAAUGACAUUUAACAUAGAAGUAAAAAAUAUUGAAACUAUACAAUAUUCAAUAUUCAAUAGAUUUAUAGAAUAGUUAGCUCCGGGAUGUCGAUCGUUAAUAGACGCGUGUGUCAAGCGCGACAGAGCCGACGACGAUGUCGAGAGCGCGCAGCGUCAUGGCCUCUUUCGUGCCUCUUUCGUAAUGAUUCCGCGGAUCUGGAUCGUAAUCCUUUCCUGAUAAAGCCCGUCGGAGGUAACGAAGGUCAUCGGUGAAGCGUCCACGAGUCUCGCGGAUUGUUGCAACGGUCUUGGAUUAGCUCUCGAGAACGACUGACUGAUUGGUUACCCACGAAGAUCUCUCUCCGUCCAAGGACCCGUCGCAGCCGACACUGCGAAGAAACGACACUGCGCGGGCCCGAAAGCACAAGUGAUAUUUCUAACUAUAGUUAACACGUAGAGCUUAGAGGAGCCAAACCGUCGUGUGAAACCGUCUCGUACCUUAUGUAUAUACGUAUAUACACAAACACACAUAUACCAUCCGAUGUCGGUACUCAAUCUGAUAUCCAGUGCUAAGUACAAGUGACGCAAAGUGUGUUCAACGUGAAAUCAUACUGCGAAUCCACGCGAAGCACAAAGGGACACCAAAGGGGGACCGUCGGUAGCGAGGCUGUGCGAGUAUAUAUAUAUAUAUAUAUACACACACACAUAUAUAUAUAUAUACCGGGUGUACCGUGUGCGCACGCGAUACUCGUGUAACACUUCGGUGUGCGGAGACACGACGGCGCAACAUGAGAGUGGCCAGGCAGCAUCCAUUGCAUCUGCAAGUUCCGCGCGCCAACAAUGGCAAAUUUUUGGUCAGCCCUAACAGCAACAGUCAGGACGUUCAUCAGCAACAGCAGCAGUCGCAACAGCCGGCCAGCGAUGAGGCCAGCGCGGUGUCGACGGUGGUCUUUCCGAGUUGCGAACCAGUGCCCCACGACCUUCACGGUGGACCGACUGUGCUAGGAGAUCGAUUCCUGCUUCUUGGUCCGGCUGAGGGUAGCGCGCUUUAUCGUUGCCUGGACGUGCAGAGCGAUCAGCAACUUGUCGCCAAGGCGUUGACCGUGGGCGACAAAGGUUGCGAGGCGUUGUUGCAGGCCCACCUUCGUCUGGAGGGCACCGGCGCGGCAAGCGGUGUGGCUGGCGUCGUGGAGGCAUCCGGAGGCCGGCGCUAUCUCCUCUUGGAGGGCCACCACGGCGACCUGCACGCCUACGUAAGGGCACGCAGGAGAUUGCGCGAGCCGGAGGCGAGGCGACUCUUCCGGCAGGCUGCCAGGGCCGUGGCGAAGUGUCACGAGUACGGAGUCGUGUUGAGGGACCUCAAACUCCGAAAGUUCGUCUUCGCCGACGAAGCGAGAACGCGGCUUCGCCUGGAGAGCCUAGAGGACGCGGUGAUCGUGGAGAAUAACGACGACAAGCUGACCGACCGCAGGGGCUGUCCGGCGUAUGUCGCACCGGAAGUGCUGCGCUCCGGACGCGCCUAUUCCGGCAAGGCGGCGGACAUCUGGUCGCUGGGCGUGCUGCUCUACACGAUGCUGGUGGGCCGUUAUCCCUUCAACGAUGCCGAGCACGCGUCCCUCUUCGCCAAGAUCUCGCGCGGCCUGUUCGCGGUGCCGGAGGGUCUGAGUCCGCGCGCCAAGUGCCUGAUCCGCUCACUGCUGAGGAAGGAGCCGUCCGAGCGACCGUACGCCGAGGACGUGCCGCUGCAUCCCUGGCUGGCGAAGCCGUUGCGGAUAUGCGCGACUCCGGCCGGCAGGUCCUCCACGAGCCAGGACCAAGUCGUACCAGAGCUACCUACCAAUCCUCGACAAGACUGACUCCCUCACGGGAAAGGAAUUCUUAUUAUUCCGCGUGCGACCGCGUCGUCAUCCUCGCGCCAUCAGCCCGGUGCUUCUCUCGCGCCGACAGCCGCCGUCGGGUCGGGUUCUCGAGCCGUGAGGGGGGGAGUCACUGCAAUCAAAAGACGGAGGAGCGAUAUGGCUUUUUCCGUUGUCUUUUUCUUCCGUCUUUCUUCGUGUUUCUUUUCUUUUCCCGACACAUUGGCUGUGCUCACGCGGGACGGCCGUGAGAGAGGCUGUCUCGCGUUCCUCGCGUGUGUGCGAGAUACCGGCGACGUGUUAGUUCAUAUCACACGUUCGAGGUGCGCGAACACAUGGGGAUAUUUGCUCGAAGGAGUAACGUUUGAGCGGGAAAUUCGUAUUUAAAGAUUUAUUCGUAUUUAAAAAGAAAAAAAAAGCGAAGAAUAAAUCGAAGAACAUAUAUACUCACACCUCGACAGUCAAUGUGUUUUAUAACGGCAGCUGAAUCACACGCAUAAAACACGUGCUUUAACCCCCAGGUUCGUUCGCGAGUCGCGAGUAGAGUUUCCAAACUGCGGAUUGUAAGAUAAUACUCGACUCGAUCCUCCGCAUCGCAAACGCGACGCGACGCGCGGCUAAGGAUGCCUGAUCCCUCUCAUUUUCGCCGGCGAGGACGGCCUAGUGUAAGCUUCGAAGAUAGAGAGUACCAACAUCGGAUGAGAAUAAUCGUUCUUGGUGGAAUUUACACGGGGGAGAGUGUACCAAAGUCUAUCCUAGGCACCAGGUGUCCGUGGUCUCCAUCUCUUUCUCGUUCAGCGCUGUACAACUUGCAGUUGAACGAUCGAAGCGCGCGUUGGGAACCUCUCGAAUAUAUGAGGUCGAGUCCACUCUAGUCUUGAGACAACUCAAGGUCCGAGCGCUGAACGGUGAAGAUGUAAUCAAGAGGAAUCCUCCACGCGAGGCGGUGUCGUAAUUUUGGUCACUCUCCGCCAAACAUUUCGGAGGCAACCUGACGCAAGUGACGAUAUAUUAAUACGCCUCUAUCGACUAAAGAAUCGUAGAUUCGAGGAAACGUCGCCGUUAUUGGGCCAAAAUCGCGCGUUUACGCCUUGUUCGCUUUUAUACGAGUACACUCGCGCUGUACUCGAGUCCCUUUGUGAUAGAAUCUUGCGAAUUCUAAGCGACAAAAAAAUGUGAUACACAAAUUAUAUGAUACAGGUUGUUUCGCAAACGGGCGGAUUACUUGCAGUCGUCUGUCUCUGAAGUCCAUGUACGUUAAUUGUUGUCGUUCAAAACGAUCGAAUUCGAUGUUUGUAUCUGCGCGUUAGACAUACAUCCUCCGACUUUCUCGAUAUUUCGCGUUUACGUCGCAUCUACAUAAUGAUUUUUACGCUAUACUACUAUAUAUAUAUAUAUAUAUAUAUAUAUAUAUAUAUAUGUAUAUAUAAAUAUAUAUAUAUAUAUAUAUAUAUAAUGGUUGAUCCAUGUACAUAGGAGCGAACAGCGUGUAUAAAUUACUUGAGCGAGGGGACUUGGAUGCAGUGUAAAUUCAAGUAGAACCGGUGAGCUUUGUACGUAUAGUACGGUACAUAAUGACUGCGUAUAGCAGAAGUCAGCGCUCAGUAAAUACUUAGGGAUUAUUGCUUGUGAUUGGAGUGCACUUUUAGAUGCUCAACAGAUCCGGAAGAAUGUGCCAAUCAGGAGCGAUGAUAAUUAAGCGCCAUUUUUGCAGGCAACGCGAAAUGACGAAUGAACGGGCGACUGAGAGGCGGUUUCGAGCCGAGAGAACUCGGGGGAGGGGGAGGGGGGAAGAGGAAAACACAAGUCAGCACGAGAGGGUUAAUUAAUGACCAGCGGGUUUUACCAGAGCAAAUCGAACGUGUUGAUAAACAGAGAGUUUCUAAUUCGAAAAUCCGAUUCACCUCGCUCCCGUUUUGUCUGUCGCCAUUGUAUAUCGGGGACGUCAAUCAAAUUUUUGCGUAGACAGGCAACAUCGAAUGGACAUUUCCCUCGUCGUCGCGUAUGCGGCAACAACGUUCUCCUGUUCUCCCGACCUGAAAACAUUGCCUACAAAAGUUCAAGACUGCUUGGACAUGUGGCCUAUGUAAUUAACUCUAUUAAAGAAAAACCGAAACGUCGAUUACACUGAAUUUCUAACUUAAGAACAAUAAAAAAAUACGCUUCCUGGAACGCUCGAAACGGAAAGAGCGUCCACGAAUCUAAAUGUGUUCAUCGAGGGCAAUGUUUUCAGGCGGAGUACUUCUAAUAGUGAAAAGGAAAAAAAAAAUAAAACAGAAACGAAGGACAAGAAUACCUUCUUCUGAUCAUCAGACCUCUGAAAUCAUCGCUUACGCGAUAUGUACACACACACACACACACACAUAUACACACACAGCCAUAAACAUAUUCCCAUAUACAUACAUAUAUGGCUCACUAGGUAGGAAUCGACUAGCUCGGUGAUCGUCGAUGCGAUCGAGUUGCCUCAAUACGAUUCUGCGGCGAAUCGGAAUGUUCUGUCUUGUUCGAACCUUCAUCAGGAAUUCUCGAUUCAAUGGCAUUUCUCGGUACACGAGGUUGAAGGCAAGUGCAGAGCGACGCGACGGCGUUAUCGAUCGAAACGAAACCGCGACUCGAUCUUUAACUCGAUCCCUCACGUUCGACGAAAGUACCAUGUGUUCUUGUAUUUAAAGGUAUCUUACCUACCUUACAUACCUACAUACCUAUCUACCUAUCUACACGAACUCUUUUGUAACUUCCGCGAGAGUGAAAAGUGAGUGAGAGAGAGAGAGAGAGAGAGAGAGAGAGAGAGAGAGAGAGAGAGAGAGAGAGAGAGAGAUUUUUUCCUUUUUAUUUUAUAAUCCGCGGACCCGAGCGAACGCGGUCAUUUGCCGGGCUCUCGCGGCUCUACGAUUCCUGUCGUAUCGUUUUUUCAGUCAGGGUACCAACGCGCCGCGCGCGUUCCAGCGUCUCAACCGUGUACAUACGUUCAACACGACUAAGUCCUAUCAUUUAAAUCAUUAAGUGCGAUAAGGGAAUAUCAUCUCUGUACAUAUAGGCAAAAUAAAAUGGAGUUUAUGACAGACA